UCCUCCUUUUCCAUCUUUACGGUUUUUCCUCGUCAUGUUUGAACUCUGAAGGAGUUGCUUCUUUGGUUACUCUUCAGUCUUCACCACGCAUACGACAAGAACCAGAAGUAACCAAAAGAAGAAAGUUAUAUUCCCAAACAAUUCAACCAUUUCAUUGUAUGUUCGAUCAAUAAAAAAUUUAUCAAGAAAUCCAACUUCUGUUCUCGGUAUCUGGAGUGGGUAGCCGGCGCUAGAAACCACAGUCCCAUUGUCAAUUCAACAGCUCUUCUUCUUGUCUUCUUGGAUCUGCAUCACCAAGUGUACAUGGAGAUGUUGAAGGAGAGAAGCUUUAAUUCAGAGGUAAUGAAAGAGACUACAUGAACAAAAAGUUUCUGAGAAAACAGAACUGCGGCAUACCCAAGAGCUCAGUUUUGUUGAAGAGCAGAAGAAAUGUGGUUGAUCAGAGUCCACUACUGUCAAUUAUCAAUCUUAAUCAGAAACUUCUGAGAAGACUCAAGAGCCCAGGCUCGUACUGCUUUUUUUUUUCUGUAACUAGUCUCACGAAGAAUUUCAUUGAGAAAUCCAAGACCAUAAAAAUGCCUCAAAACAGAGCUAGAUCAGUUGGUUACAGAUCAUUUCUCAUCUGUAAUGAUCCAAGUGGAGUUGUGGAAUGUCGGACUGUCAGAACCAAGAAUGUUAUCCGAAAGAUGGAGCCUAGUAGCGAUUGCCGAAGAUUUCAGAAGGAACAGUCAAAUCCAUCGGUAUGUAGGGAAGAAAGGAAGAGAUUGGUCUCUAAAGGGAACAAAGAAGAAUUACAUGCUCUACCCUCCUCUCAACUCUUGGAGGUCUCCAGAGGAGCUCAGAAGAUAAACCAUAUGAUCGACUCAUGGUCAAGGGGCUUGAGCUUUGAUGGGCAGUCUAAAGAUAUCACAAGAGAUCUUCUGAAAGGUGCUCUGGAUCUGCAAGAGUCUCUAAUCGUGCUGGGAAAACUGCAAGAAGCGUCAAAAUACAUGGCUCAGUUGAAGAAAAAGCAGAAACCAAGGUCUGACCAAGAGGGGGAGAUGGAUAUUGACAGAGUGGAUUCUGGUCGAUUUGGAGACAAAGAUUACCAGACAAGAUUGCAAAUGUCUCGGCUCUCUGUUGAUGACUCUUCACGGGAAUGCAGGGAGGAACUCAAGAAAAUGAUCGGAGAUGGCAUUUACAGGGAAAACCUUCUCUCUAUUUCCAAAGAAGAAAAGACCUCCUGCAGUGGAAGGAAAUUUGGUUCCACAGUGGAUAUUCCCUCCACAAGUUCCAGCCAGUCUGUGAUGGUUCACUCCAGUAGAUCAACAUCUGCUUACUGUUCACCAACCCAAGAUAAAAAGGCAAAGUCACCAAAUUUGAUUGCCAAGCUUAUGGGUCUGGAAGAACUCCCACCAGAACAAGUCCAGCCUUCUGAGAAACAGGUGGAAAGUGAGAAGAGCUCAAAUCAACAGAGACAUAUUUUUAGUACUGACAUGCCAAAAGUUAGGAAAACAAAAUCUGUGGACUUGAGUGCUAAUCCAGAGAAUAGGAUUCUGAAUAAAAUUAUUGAGGCCAUGCAAUUUAAAGAACAUUUGAAGAACAAUUGUAGUGAAGGAUAUACACACCGUUCCCAUCUUCCCAAUACUUCCUGUUCAGAACAGAGGUUUGAUUAUCAAAUUCCACCUAUUGUAAUCAUAAAACCUCUACAUUUUCCAUAUGCAAAGACAGAAGGGUCCUUGUUGGGAAGGUUUAGUGAUGAAGAGGGAGCUUUCGAUACUAAAGAAAUCCUCACAAAACUGGAGGUGAAAGAAGAACCUUCACCUAAAAUGAUUAUCAGGGAAGAGAGAGCUCCAGGCUUUAAAGAGAUGCUUGGAAGACUGAAAGUGAAAAAAGAGCUUCCAGCUGAAAUUGUUAUUGGGGAAGAGGAAAUUUUGGACCAAACACAGAUGCUUAGGAAACUGGAAGCAGACGAGGAAGCUCCAACCAAAAGGACCAUCUGGGAGGAAGGAGCUAAGGACCCUGAAAUAUCACCUAAGGAACCCCAGGAGGUGAAAGAAUUGAAGACAAAGAAACCCAGAGAACCCAAGGUCAAGGUAUUCAAGAACAAGGAAAAGGCAUCUCCUAAUAAGAGGAAAUCUUAUGCUUCCUUAAAUCAAAAGCCAGAGAACAAGGAAUCAACAAAUCAAAAUGCUGAGAGGACAAAAAUGGUGCCACCUGACAAAAGAAAACCAAUAGAGAAAGACAAUGUGACAUCUGUAGCUGGAAAAAGAUAUCAAAACCGGGCCAAAUCAACCUCUGCAAAGUUGAUAAAACCUGAAAUUGAGUUGAUCAUCACAAAGAAGCAGGUUUUCCAACAAAGUACUGUUCAAGAUCCUAAGUCAGUAAAUACUACAAAGCCAGUAUUACAGAAUUCCACUGAUCAGAGGAAGAAAAACCACAGAAAGAAAGCAAUACCAGUCAAAGAUCCAACUGUAAAUAAUUCAGUUAUGGAAGGCUUAAAAUGUAAAGAUUGCAUUUUGACAACAACACUCGCAGAUCAAGUCCUAGCUGGGGAAGGGAGAAAGGGUUUUGAAAUUGAAAUUGAAGACCACGGCAACAAGGACCAGAAUUCUGUAUCUGAAAUUAGACCUUGCACCAAUGAACAUGAAAGAGGCAUCAAACAUGCAGAAGAAGCUAGCAAGCUCAUCAGUCAAGAAACUCAAGGGAGGAAAAGCAUUAUAACCAAAAAUGAUCUGAAGGCAUUACUUUUUAGCAGUCCAUCAUUUCUCAGCUGUGUUGCAGAUCUCUUUGAUGCCAAUGUUGACGAGUCGGUAGUCUUAGAGGAUCCUAGUGUACUUGAAGUUGGAAUGACAAAUCCCAGGCUCUUCUUGGACUAUGCCAAUGAGCUCAUGGAACAGAAAAUCCUGCAAACAUUGCAAGCGUUUCAUCCUUUGUUUAGGUUCAUGAAUCCAAGAAUCAGUAUCUCUCUGGACAAGUUAGUAGAGGAAGCAUGUGAUGGAGUCGAGAAUUUGAGCAAUUAUAACAAGAUUGAUGGUGAUGUUCUUCCUGUAGAUACUCUUUAUAUCAUGUUGGAAAAAGAUCUCAGUUGCAAGUUGGUUUUGGGUGGUGCAUGGGAUUUAGGUUGGAUUAAUGGAUUUUCCACCGAUGAAGCUGACCAAGUUGUAGGUGAAUUGGAGAAGCAAGUUUUAAACCAACUGAUUCAGGAGGUUGUUUUGGAUCUUAUGUCAUAGCAUUUUAUACUUUCUUUUUUUCUUUUUUUUUCUGUUUUCUGUUUUAUUGGUGGUUUUUCUUUUUGGAGGGGGGUUUCCGGGUUGCUUAUCGACACUUUGGGGGUAUAAACAAAUGGGUGGAGGGAACAGUUAGCAGAUGAAGUUGGUAUUUCCUGUACAUAGAAGUUAUUGAGUCAAUACAACAUGGAGAAAUGAGAUUGCUGGCUUAUCCCUGAAGGUAUUACAGUCAUUGUAAAACUAAAAAUAAUGAACAUUUCCAAUACUUCAAUGAUCGGCAUUUAGGUAAAUUGGAUUCAA
Messenger RNA from Nelumbo nucifera (sacred lotus), 3509 nucleotides. RefSeq lists its product as uncharacterized. The record is from RefSeq and is a predicted model, not a curated record. Lineage: Eukaryota; Viridiplantae; Streptophyta; Magnoliopsida; Proteales; Nelumbonaceae.